Fonsecaea pedrosoi CBS 271.37 is the source of this 1311-nucleotide messenger RNA. RefSeq lists its product as uncharacterized. The record is from RefSeq and is a predicted model, not a curated record. NCBI's taxonomy places the organism in Eukaryota, Fungi, Ascomycota, Eurotiomycetes, Chaetothyriales, Herpotrichiellaceae. Bases 1 to 1311 code for a protein of 436 amino acids. Gene Ontology annotation, molecular function: RNA binding; tRNA-specific adenosine-37 deaminase activity. Gene Ontology annotation, biological process: tRNA wobble adenosine to inosine editing. The transcript has a single exon.
AUGGCAUCCCUCGCUGAACGCGUGGCACAGCUCGCGCUGUUGACAUUCAACUCCCUGCCUCCAAAAUGUAAACCACGCACCUUACCAGAUGGCACUACCGAAUGGACACCAAUGUCGGCAGUGAUUCUGGCACAAGAAGGACACGAUGCGCCUCUAGCCUGUGUCUCGCUGGCGACAGGUACCAAGUGUCUGUCGGCUUCGGCCUUACCCAGAUGUAAGGGUCUCGUGGUCCAUGAUUCGCACGCGGAGAUCCUGGCAUUGCGCGGAUUCAAUCGAUGGAUACUUUCGGAGGUCGAAGCAAUUCUCCGUGAUCCAGCUUAUAGGUCGCCGUACCUGAACAUCUCCCACCGAGACGACACUGGAAAGGCUUCAGGUUGCCCGUUCAGAUUAAAAGACCAUGUGACCAUCCACUUCUUUUCCACCGAGGCGCCGUGCGGUGAUGCAUCGAUGGAGAUCUUGAUGGACUCUCUUCCUUCCGGCAACACGAAGCCUUGGCCAGUUGACAGCAGUAUUGCCACUUUGCUGCAAGGUCGAGGCUAUUUCUCUCUGCUAGGUCAUGUCCGUCGAAAACCGGCUCGGGGAGACGCCGAGCAAAGUGGUUCCAAAUCCUGCACAGACAAAAUUGCUAUCAAACAAUUCACGAGUCUCUUGUCCUUCCCAGCUGACCUUUUUGUAGAGAAGACUCCAAAUGCCUACGUGAAAACUGUUGUGGUGUACGCCGACAAAUACCACCCUGGAGGAUAUCAGCGCGCAUUUGGGUCGAGAGGACGCUUGUCGCCGCUUCGGGAAGCUGGGAACUUCUUCACAGUUGCACCUUUACCUGUGGACUUCGGCCGUUUCGCCUUUGACAGACGACUGCAAAGUUCUGUCGACUCGACACAGACGAAAUGCAAAACGAGCAACGUUUCGGCCAUAUGGGUACAUGCGGCUGACAUCAACAGACGGGAUGUGGUUGAAGUCCUCAUCAAUGGCGUGAAACAGGGUUACAGGCAAUGGGACGAGAGGUCGACCAAAGCCAGUAUUGUCUCCAGAAAGGAGCUAUGGGUCGUUGGCGCAAGGCUCAGCGGACACCUCGAAAAUCUUGAUAUCGUCGAUGACCCAAGCGGCGAGCUUGAUCGGGAGAGCACUGGCUGUAACACAACGAUCCGAAAGACGCUUUCCGCAACAACAUAUCAAGAGGCUAAAUUGUCAGCACUGAGAAUCCCUCACCAAAUUUCUAAGGAACGUGUCACGGAUACCCUGGGUAACUGGACGAAGAACACUGGCGAUGGUGACUGGACCUGUGGCCUGCCUGACCACCAGAUCCGAUGA